This is a messenger RNA of Morus notabilis, 1458 nucleotides long. Its product is annotated as arogenate dehydratase/prephenate dehydratase 6, chloroplastic. Lineage: Eukaryota; Viridiplantae; Streptophyta; Magnoliopsida; Rosales; Moraceae. Gene Ontology annotation, biological process: L-phenylalanine biosynthetic process. Gene Ontology annotation, molecular function: prephenate dehydratase activity; arogenate dehydratase activity. Gene Ontology annotation, cellular component: cytoplasm; chloroplast. The transcript has 2 exons. The coding region runs from base 150 to 1433 and encodes 427 amino acids. The record is from RefSeq and is a predicted model, not a curated record.
CGUUCCCUUUCUCUAAGAGAACCGCCAAGCCGAGACAAAAAAAAAAAAAAAAAAAUUUCACAAAACAAAGACAAAAAAAAAAAAAAACACUCCCACAAAUUUCUCUCAUUUCUGUUGUCUAUUAUAGAUUUGGGAGUUCCGAGUUCAAUAUGCAGGCCAUUACACCGUCUUCUUCACCUAACACUCUCAAACCGCUAAUCCAGCCGAAGCGGUCCGCGUUCGGCCGGUUCAAACCGAACCGAAUAUCGUGCGCCUACCGGUCGGAGUCCGUGAGCUUCCCAAACGGCAUCGGAUCGAGCCGCGCCGACUGGCAGAGCUCCUGCGCCAUUCUAGCCAGCAAAGUCAUCUCCCAAGGCCAAGAGCAACCCACGGAGAAACCCUCCAGUGGUGGCGCUGACCACGUCGCCUCCGUCAAUGGCCACAAGGCCGCCUCCAUGGACUUAAACCUCGUCCCGAUCGACAAGGUCUCUGCCGUCACCAACAACAAGCCGGUCCCGUUGACGAUCACCGAUCUCUCUCCGGCGCCGAUGCACGGCUCGCAGGUCCGCGUAGCCUACCAGGGAGUUCCCGGCGCGUACUCCGAGGCGGCCGCCGGUAAAGCCUAUCCGAACUGCGAGGCCAUACCCUGCGACCAAUUCGAAGUCGCCUUCCAGGCCGUGGAGCUCUGGCUCGCCGAUCGCGCCGUUCUGCCUGUUGAGAACUCCCUCGGCGGCUCGAUCCACCGCAACUACGAUCUCCUACUCCGCCACCGUCUCCACAUCGUCGGAGAAGUCCAGCUCCCCGUCCACCACUGCCUCCUGGCCCUACCUGGAGUCCGCAAGGAGUACCUCACGCGCGUGAUCUCCCACCCUCAGGCACUCGCUCAGUGCGAGCUGACUCUGACGAAACUCGGCCUCAACGUUGCGCGUGAGGCAGUUGAUGACACCGCCGGAGCCGCGGAGUUUGUCGCGGCCAACAACCUAAGAGAUACGGCGGCGAUUGCAAGCGCACGCGCCGCGGAUCUGUACGGUUUGAACAUCCUGGCGGACGGGAUCCAUGACGACUCGAGCAAUGUGACCAGAUUCGUGAUGCUGGCGAGGGAGCCAAUUAUUCCGAGAACCGAUCGGCCGUUCAAGACGAGCAUCGUGUUCGCGCACGAGAAGGGGACGUCGGUGCUGUUCAAGGUCUUGUCGGCGUUCGCGUUCCGGAACAUCAGCCUGACGAAGAUCGAGUCGCGGCCGCACCGGAACCAUCCGAUUAGGCUCGUCGACGACGCAAACGUCGGCACGGCGAAGCACUUCGAGUACAUGUUCUACGUGGAUUUCGAGGCGUCCAUGGCGGAGGUUAGGGCACAGAACGCGCUGGCUGAGGUUCAGGAGUUCACGUCCUUCUUGAGGGUCUUGGGGAGUUAUCCAAUGGACAUGACGCCUUGGUGCCCCUCCCGUGGAGAUUAGCAUUUACUCUCUUUUUUUUUUUCUU